Messenger RNA from Lobosporangium transversale, 599 nucleotides. RefSeq lists its product as hypothetical. The transcript has 3 exons. The record is from RefSeq and is a predicted model, not a curated record. The coding region runs from base 153 to 347 and encodes 64 amino acids. Lineage: Eukaryota; Fungi; Mortierellomycota; Mortierellomycetes; Mortierellales; Mortierellaceae.
CAGCUGCUCUCCAUAAUCAAUCCUUCGUUCUAGAAGUUUCAAAAUAAAAAUACACCCAUCCUUUUCCUUCUCUCCCCUCUCCCGUAUUCCACAUCUUUAACACCCAUCAUAACGUUCAAACAUUCAUCAAUCCAUAUUUCAAACCCGAAAAAAUGACUCGUGGCAAUCAGCGUGAAAUGGACCGUGCUAAGGCACAGAAGAAGGCAGCACAGCAAAACAAGAGCAAAAACUCUACUGGCGUCUCCUAUGCUAAGCGUGCAGAGUCUGAUGCCGAGAUUAUGCGAGCAAAACAAGCUGCUAAGGAGGCCCUAAAGGCGGCAGGAGGACCACAGGCUGCAAAGAAAUAACCCUUCCUACACGAUGGCUUCUCCCUUUUUAUUCCCCUCCUAUGCCGCACGUAUGCGGCGCGUCAGCCUUUAAAUUAUUGAGAAUCAUGGAGUCACUUGAAGAGCAAGAAAGAAACCCACAAUUCUAGUACAAAAACAAUAACCAAGCAAGUGGAGACUGCGUACCGAAAGAAGCAUUUAGAUGAUCUUUUUCUUGAGCAUCGAGACAUUUUUUUGUAUGAAUUUUUCCUUGAUUUAAUAUUACCAUGGAAC